Molecule: messenger RNA, 1336 nt
Organism: Megalobrama amblycephala (Wuchang bream)
Lineage: Eukaryota; Metazoa; Chordata; Actinopteri; Cypriniformes; Xenocyprididae
Product: F-box only protein 48
Biological process (GO): SCF-dependent proteasomal ubiquitin-dependent protein catabolic process
Cellular component (GO): SCF ubiquitin ligase complex
Molecular function (GO): protein binding
Source: RefSeq, a predicted model, not a curated record
AAACAGAGACGUUUAAAUCCUCAGCUGUCAGCGAGACGCCACUGUCGGUAUGAAUCUUUACAAAUAACAUAUAUAUUUUUAAAAUAUCAUCUUAAAUGUCACCUUUUCAGACUGCAUACAGUUAUAUAACGUUAGAUGUGAUCGUUUCGUUGUUCUAGCCAUUGUUUCUGUUAGCUUGAUUCGCGUUGUUGCCGCUGUCCACUACGAACAGAUACUGCGACACGCACAAUAACCUUCGUAUUGCUUAAAUAAUAAUGUUUGAUUUGUAAAUCAAAGGUUAUGUCAAAUAAAUAACUGGGUUUGGGGAAACUGAAACUGUUGAGAGAUGCAGAAUGUCUGCAAAAGGAGCAAAAGCGCCAUCUUCAGGCCAGAAGGAGACUCCCAUGAUCCCUGGUGGACAGGAUCCACUUCAGCAGAACUUUGCAGAGACCCUGCCAACAGAGAUGAGUGUGAGGAUCUUCAACGAGCUGGACAUCAGGAGUUUGUGCCGGGCCUCGCUCACCUGCAGACAGUGGAACGACAUAAUCGAGGGCAGCGAUCACCUGUGGAGGAGCCACUGUCUUACGGUGCUGGCUGUUUGCCGGAGGGAGGUGAACGGGGACAGGCUUGAUGGAUGUUCGUGGAAGGUUACUCUUGUGCGUAACUACAGGAAAGGCUGUGUAAAGAGGAGGUGGCUGAAGGGCCGGUACAGUAACAUCCGCUCUGGCGAUGAUAUCCCGCCCAACAGCAUGUGUCCACUGGAUGUGGAGACCUGGGGAGAGAUACUAGAGGCGGAACUGGAGAGAUAGAGAUAAGAGACUUUUGGGAUCAUGCCAACAGGCUGUCGACAACGGAGCAUUUUGACUGAAACACUUGCUGGAUCAUUUUAGGGUAUGGUUUUUAAUCAGUGUUGCCAAAAACACAUAGACUGAGGUGGUUAGAAAAAACUAAAACUAAUGGAAAACUAUUACUGAAAUUUGCUUGAGACUGUAUGGGAAUCUGAUGGAAUUGUUUUAUAGCUGGAACAGAGAGGAAUCUUUUCUUCACUCUUUUUAUUGAUCAACAGAAUUGUGCACCUUUGAUUUUUUUUAAGUUUUAAUUUCAUAAUCAGUGUUGCAAAAAAAGCACAAAGACUGUGGCGGUCAGAAUACAUGAUAAUGUGGCUUUUGUCAUGGAAAAUUUUAGUUGUAUUACUGAAAUUUGCUUGAGACUGUAUGGAAAAUUAAUGUUUUGGGAGCUUCUUUAUAGAUUUUUUUUUUCAGAGUCACCGCCAAAAGUGUUUUGCCUUAAAUCAUGAAACUAUAAUUUUAUAAAAGCUAAUAUAUUAUUAUUAAAAAUCAUGUGUCCCUGUGCUAUA